UGUUUAGUGACCUCUGGUAUGUGGCUCCAACAUAUUUGCUGUCUCUGCUCUUCAGUUACUAUGAAGCUGGUGUAUUGUUAAAUACUGUCCGCUACGCUGGACCGUGUUACUCGAUAAAAUGAUUGCAAAAGCUGCAGUGCUGGCGUUACUAACGAUAUGCUUUGUGGCAGAAUGCGUCUUGUCCACAAAUGACACAAAUAUAUCAUCGAUCGUAGAAUCGCAGGAGAGUCCAGAUGCCGCUGCUGACCGAGCCAUACAAGAUGAAACUAACGCCACCACCAGUCGCAUUAAGAACAGGGUGUUAUAUGGCUUUGGGUAUCCGAUAGAUGGAACUGGUGGCGUGUGGCCGCAAACUGGUGUUUGGCCGCAAACUGGUGUUUGGCCACAAACUGGUGUUUGGCCACAAACUGGUGUUUGGCCACAAACUGGAGGCACAUGGUCUGGAAGUGGAGGAAUCUACAAUGGCUACCUUGGCUGCAGAUAUUGGUGCCUUAAUAACUAUAUGUGGAACUAUUACUGCUGUGAUUCAGAAACUGGAAUGAUGCGCUACCAAUGCCCAAUUGAAAGAAGCUUUUGUUCCAUUCCUUAUAGGCACUACACAGGGCAACCCCAGAUUUGUAACGACAGAAUUGGAUGCUCUGGUUAUGAAGUUUGUUGCCCUGAUGCUUGUGUCAAGGCUUACGUGUGCAAACCUCCUGAACCUAUAUAUGGACGUUAGCAAAUUGUUAGAAUGGAGAACAUCUAAAAUCUUUACUAACAUCUUUAAUCUUUAUUAAGUUACUCUCCAAAAAGUUGGCAUAAAUUAUUCAUGUCAAUGUCGUGGGGAAAUGAAUGUGAAAUGAAUUCGCGCAAAAUGAAAUUUAGAUACACCACGAACAUAUUUUCUCAACCUCAAUAUACAAAGAACUGCCAAGUUUAGAAUUCAAAAUGCAAUGAAAGAGGAAUUAAACUUUUCUGGCAAAAACUUGUACCAAAGAAAUUGUGUCGUUACUGAGUUUACUUCCCAAUUUUAAUCUAUUUCUUUAUUCUUACGUAAUAUAGUGAAAAUUAAAAUCUAAAACAAAGAAGUCGCUCCACUCACUGAAGUAUGAUGGUUUAAAACAGAAUUAACAUCUUGAAGUACUUCAUGUUAUUGUGACUAAUUUACUGGUAUGUAAGGGUUAACAAAUCCAAAUACUGGGAGGCUAUGUUGCUUUGGCCUCAGGUUUGUAUUUUAGAAUGACGAUUUAUAUAUUUUGUUUUCGUUUGUUCAGAACUAUGACCUUGAUACUGUCAGGGAUUGUACCCCGUGUGUUGAACAUGGCACAUUUUAUGGAAUGAUUCUUAUUACUAUGUAGUUAGAUUACGAAGUGCGUUUGUAUGAUUUUUAUAAGAAAUGCGUUUGUAUGAUUUUUAUGUCUCUAUCUGUCAACUCGGUAUCUAAAUAUAGAUUUAAAAAGCUGGUGUAUUACUUUAAAGAAAAAUUCAUAUCUCACUAAUUUCCAAGUCCAUUUCUUACACAAGUAAUCAAGAUCUUUUUAAUAAUCUAUAAUAAUAUCCUGUGACAUUCAAAGUAAUAACUGGUGGUACAGAGCUUUAGGCAACAUUUCUUAUUUGAAGAAUCAAUAAUCAUCUUGAUACGCACCAUUAUGUGAAAUGCUAUUUAAGAUUUGAAGACAAACAUCCACAUUAAGCACUGUUGUUGGAUGGACAAUGAGAACAAAUAUUUUUUGAACGAAUAAGUUGAGGGAUUCAAGAUUUCAACACAGCUGCAUUGCAUAUAUACGUGAGCUUAAGUUCAACAUAAUGGCCAAAUAUAGAAUUAUGAGUAAUGAACUACAAAGUAGCAAUGUACAUACUAAAUCACUGUACAUAAAUUAAGAAUGAAAUUUAAAUUAUGAUUUCCAUGGCAUAAACCUGUUAUGGUACAAAAGAGAACUGUUAAACACAUACAAAUAAUAACACUAUUAGUAAAAUAGCGACUGCAACCUUUGUUGUUAAAUGCUGUUUUUUUUUGUGGGAAUGCUAAAGGGGGUAAGACGGUAAAACAUAAAAUAAAAUAAAAUAAAAAGUUGAGUCAAUACACUUACUUUAUGCCCUAAUUUACACUAAUUUCUUUUCUUUCAUGUGGAAAUUCAAUGACAGUUUCAACCACUCGAACUGUUGAUAAACAGGUAAACAGGAUUCCAAUGUACAUUAAAACUUCCAGUUUGUGGCAUUUAAAUCUGAAUUUAAGGAAUGAACUCCAGAAAAGCUUGAAUCCUUAUCCAACAACACAGAUCACUAUGAAAAAAGUAUCCCAUCAAUUGGAGAUGUUGAAUGAACACUUAGCAAAACAUGUCUGGCUUUCAAA
Macrobrachium nipponense is the source of this 2332-nucleotide messenger RNA. RefSeq lists its product as uncharacterized. The record is from RefSeq and is a predicted model, not a curated record. Bases 119 to 718 code for a protein of 199 amino acids. The transcript is spliced from 3 exons. Lineage: Eukaryota; Metazoa; Arthropoda; Malacostraca; Decapoda; Palaemonidae.